AUCACUAAGCAACAAUUUAUUGAAGAGACUAUUAAACGGGGAUGCCCAUUAUAAUUCUGAACUUAGUGCUCGUGAUACGCUGAACUUUCCGCAGGAAGCAGAACCAUUAACAAAAGUAAAUGCACAGCCUAUAGUCACAAUUGGGUUAACAUUUGGAUUGACAAUAGCAACUAGAAUACCAUAUGUUGCAGGUAGAUUGGAUGGUACCGGAACAUCCACUUCUGCGUUAACUGUGGUUCCAGGUGGAAGUUUCGCAGCAAAGGGAGGAGCUACAGAACCUUUAUCAUCACCAAAUUCAAAUAGAAGUACGGAAUAUUCGGUGAUUGGUGUCGUCAGCGUUCCAGUAAUAGUAAAAGUAGUAGUUUGUCCAGGAACGACAGGAUCAGGUGAGAUUGUUACAGAGAGCUCGGGUGGUGGUGUGCUAGAUACAGGACAUGGUCCAAACUCAGUAGUUCUUUAUAAAGUUGAUGUAGAAUAG
This is a messenger RNA of Ambispora gerdemannii, 478 nucleotides long. The record is from the annotation of a GenBank genome assembly. Lineage: Eukaryota; Fungi; Glomeromycota; Glomeromycetes; Archaeosporales; Ambisporaceae.